Alligator mississippiensis (American alligator) is the source of this 5197-nucleotide messenger RNA. RefSeq names its product scavenger receptor class F member 1 (gene SCARF1). The record is from RefSeq and is a predicted model, not a curated record. The coding region runs from base 386 to 3280 and encodes 964 amino acids. Gene Ontology annotation, molecular function: scavenger receptor activity. Lineage: Eukaryota; Metazoa; Chordata; Crocodylia; Alligatoridae. The transcript is spliced from 12 exons.
AGUCACCUCUGGCUGCUCCCCGGGUGCCAGCUGAGGGUCCAGCCUUCACCACAGCUGUGACCCCGGCCCCAGGGGGCUGGUACCUGGGCACCUGCUGGGCACACGGCAGAGCCCCCUCCCCAGUGCUGGCAGGGAGUGCCUUGUCUGGUCUGCGUUUGCUGCUCUUGUGGCUCCAGCCCCGGCGGGGUUGCAGCCCCAGAAAGUGCCGGGAAGCGGGGCGGGCUGCCCAGCCUGGAGGUGCUGCUGGCCCGGUGGCCCCCAGCCUGUUCCACCUCAUGCUCACGGGGCAGGAAAAAGCUGUUUCCUGUGCAUCCGCUGCUGCGGCGCCAGGAGAGGUGGCUGAACGCUGGUGGCUGGAGACGUGCCCGCCCGGUCCCUGCAGCCCAUGCUGGCUUCCGGGGGGGAGCGGGGCGGCGGAGGCCUGCGCCUUUCCCACAGCUCCAUCGUGCCCCGGAGGCCGGAUGCACAAGGCCGUGUCGCACCUGGCUGGCCCACAGGGGAUAGCAGCACCCAGGGCUGUGCCCAGGGUGAGGGAAAAGGAAGCAGAAAGGAGGAAACUCCAAGCCAGGGAGAGGAAGCAAGCGACCCGGAGGAGACGGACGGGCUGGACGGCAAGCACUGCGCUGGGCAGCCCGGCAUGGCGUGGCUGCGGGUCCUGUUCUGCCUCCAGCUCCUGCUCUGGGCCUGGGGCUCCGCGCAGGAGCUGGACGCAGCCGGGAGGAACGUGUGCGUGGACAAGAGCGUCCCCGCAGGCCUGGCGUGCUGCCCCGGCUGGAGGCAGGAAGGCAAGGAGUGCACGGCUGCAGUGUGCGAGGGCGAGGACGCCUGCACGGCCGAUGAGGUGUGUGUGAAGCCGGGGGUCUGCCGCUGCAAGCCUGGCUUCUUCGGGGCCCACUGCAGCUCCCGCUGCCCCGACCAGUACUGGGGCCCUGACUGCAAGCAGAGCUGUCUGUGCCACCCGCAUGGGAAGUGCAACCCCGUCACCGGCCAGUGCACGUGCCACGCCAAUCGCUGGGGACCUCUCUGCCAGUUCCCGUGCCCAUGCGGGCCUCACGGUCACUGCCACCCCCUCACCGGAGCUUGCCUGUGUGAGCCGGGCUGGUGGGCACCGACCUGCAAGCGGCAGUGUCAGUGCAACCUGUCUGGCUCCCGCUGCGACCCCGCCACCGGGCAGUGCCUCUGUGCCCAAGGCUGGUGGGGCAGGCGGUGCAGCUUGCCGUGCUCCUGCCACCUCUCCCCGUGCGCCCAGGACUCGGGGAAGUGCGAGUGCAAGGCGGGGUUCUGGGGCUUGUUAUGCCAACACCCGUGCGACUGCCUGCACGGGAGCUGCAGCCCCGUCACUGGGUCCUGCACCUGCAGCCCUGGCUACCAGGGCAGGAGCUGCAGGGACCCCUGCCCAGCCGGGCACUACGGACCGCAGUGCAAGCACAGCUGCGGGCACUGCAAGCGGAGCCAGCCCUGCUCGCCCGUGGAUGGGUUCUGCCUGGCGUGCGAGCCGGGCUGGAACGGGACCCUGUGCAACCAGCCCUGCCUGCCUGGACGCCACGGGGAGAACUGUUCCCAGGCCUGUCCCCAGUGCCGGGGUGGGGAGACCUGCCACCCGAAGACCGGCACCUGCCAGGACUGUGAUCCCGGCUGGACAGGACCCAGCUGCGAUGCGCCCUGCCCGGACGGCAUGUUUGGGGACAGGUGCCAGCUCCCCUGCCCAGUAUGCAUCAAAGGGCGUUGCGACCCGGUGUCUGGGGAGUGCGUCUGCCAGGCUGGGUACUGGGGCAGCAGCUGCAAUGAGACCUGCCAGGAUGGGUUCUUUGGUGUGAACUGCUCGUCCCCGUGCCCGUGCGCAGGGGGCCCCUGCCACCCGCUCUCCGGGGACUGUGCACUCAGGUCUCGCUACCAGGGCGCCCUGAUCGCAGGCGUGCUUGUCCCGCUGCUGCUCCUGCUGCUCUGCAUCGCCUGCUGCUGCUGCUGUGGGACCGGCCAGGUGGAGGCGAGGGACAGGGCAGCCAUAGCCGACGCGGACGUGCUGUCCCGAAUGAAGCACCACGUGCAGGGUGUGCUAGCCAACCUCAGCUCCAUGCUGCCUUGCUUCUCGCUGGGGGGCUACAAGCUCCCCCGGGUCACAGUCUCGCACCACGACACGGAGAUUCCCUUCAACCCCAGCUUCAUCGAGCCGCCCUCUGCGGCCUGGGCCUCGGACAGCUCCUUCUCCUCCUUCGACUCGGACGACGACGGCCCGGCCUACUGCGUCCCUACCAUUGCCAUGGAAGAUGUGCCAGCAGGCUCUGAGCUUCAGGAAGGCGGCUCCCCAGGGAACGAGUUGCCCGACGCAACGGCCUUUAACUUGGAAGACGUCUCCCAGCCGUUCAUCAUCCCCCGCACGUCCAGCAUUGCCAAGGCCAAGAGGCCCUCGGUGUCGUUUGCCGAAGGCACUAAGUUUGGCCCUCAGUGCAGAAGCGGCUCUGUAGAGACGCCCAGCACCUCCCGGAAGCCCAAGUCCUCUUGGGGUCUCCCCAAGCCACCCCCGGCCGACGUGGAGGAGAGUGCCCAGCCAGGUGGGUGGCCCAACGACUACGAAAACGCAGAGCCCAUCGCCACGGGCGAAGACAGCCACCGGCCCUCACCCCGCAGCACCCCAGGGGGCCGGAGGAGGGUGGUGUCCAGCACCCGGCAUGUGGCCCAGAGGGUGGAGGCCCUCGAGGCAGCUUCGAAGCUGGAGCAGAACGUCACGACCAUUUACAUGACGGUGGGCACGGCGAGGAGGGGCACCCGGCACAGCGGGGGCAGCCAAGGGAGCGGAGAGGGGCCGGUGCAGGCGGUUCUCAAACGGCUGGGCAGUUUCCAGAGAGGCAAAAGGGCCUCCAAGGAGGAGCCCAAAGUGCGCAGAGGCCCUGAGAGCAUCCAGAAGCCUCCCCGCCGGGCCCUGGGCCAGGAGAGGGACUCCACAUACACCCACACCCCGCCCCAGCAGAGAGAGGACACCAAGAGCCUAGGCCCGGGCACCGCUGAGCCCCCCGCAGAGCAACAGCAGCACCGUGCUGGGCAGAGACCGUCUCCCAUCCCCGCAGCGCCUGGGGUUUGGGACGCGGAGGCCCAGGGAGAAGACGAGGCCGAGAAGAGCGAGGGUCCUGAGCGAGCUGGAAAUCUAGAAGCAAACGGACAGGCAGCAGCUGAGGAAGAGGAGCCGAAGUAUGAGAACGUGACUCCCUAUCACAGCAGCCUGCCUCGCAGCCCCUCGGGCGAGUCCCCAGCCACCGCCGCAGAACAUGAGGCCAGCCCCUGAGGCCCGCGGCGCCAACCCCGGCCCCUGCUGCUGACCUCAGCCUCCCCGCAGCAGAGCUGGAGCCAGAGCUGGGCAGGCCUGCGUCUCCUCUGACCCCAGACUUCCCUCCCCGACAUGCUGCACUAGCUGGACCCAUGCCUCGUGCCUCCCUCCAGCCCGUGCCCCGGGUCAGGGGCUGCGUUGUGCUGGGCAGGCUGCCUGCCGGGAGCACCGCACUGGCACCUGAUGGGCCACGGUGACCUACAUGUGCACGGGGCUCGUUGCCAGGCAUGGGCAGGCCGGGCUUCCCGGCCCCGGAGCUGGUCAGACAUGACUGCACCGCGACUGCAUGGAAAGCCUGGGCGCUGACCUUGGUGCAGCUGCUCCUGGGCUUUCCGGGCAGCCACCUCGGCUCUGCAGGUUGUAGGGCGUCUUGGAUCCACUGGGCUGGCUGCAGUGGGCAAGGCACAGCUUCUCCAGGGCCACCCCUGCUCCCACAGUCCCUGGGAGCCCAGGGGGAGGGGAUCCCACCCCCGGCCUCCACAGCUCCCUGGGCUGGGGCUGCCUUGCCACGCUCCCAGUUCUUCCUGCUCCUUUUGCUGCCUCGGGUGCUGGCAGGACCUGCUGCACGGGCCCACUUCGGAGUGGCCCCCUGGGGAAGUGGGGCCUGGGCCCGUGUGCCGCUCCGCUCUGCUGCGUGAGCACGGGGAUGGGACUUGUUCCUGCCACUGGAGCUGCGGCAGCUGCGCCGCCAGAGCGCACGUGCCACCGAAGCAGCUGGCAGUGACCUGCAGCCGCGGCCCCGGCUCAGUGCUGGGAGCCAGCAACCCGCCGUCCUGGGGAGGCUCUCAGGAGGGGGAGCGCUGGCUUGGACUCCCGGCCGGAGGGGCUGUUACAAUGGGGGCUUUUUAGUUGACCGUGCCGCGUGGAGACGGAAGCAGCCCGGCAUGGUUCAUUUUAGCUGCUUAGCUGCAGAACAGUGGGCUCUUGCAGGUUUCCCAAGCUGCCUUCCACACGUGCUCCGGUCCCUCCAGCUCCAGCUGGUGUGUGAAACGCGGCGCUGCUGUGGCACCGGGGCCCCGGGGCUGGGCUUGCCCGUGUAUCGGGGCUCCGUGCUGUGUCUAGCCCUGUGUCACCGGGGCAGGGGAGGCUCUGCCCGAGGGGGAUUCCUGCCCGUCCGGCCCCGGGUCCAGCACCACACAACCUGGUCGCUGUCCUGCAGUGCAAAGCUGCUGCCACCACGAGGCUCGGGGACCGGGGCAGAGUCCUCGCUCCCGCCCGGGGCUUGCUGCAGUUCUGGCUUGUUUGCAGGGAUUCAUUGCUUGCAUUUACAGACAACAGCGAGCGAGGCAGAGCGUGGCGGGGUUGGGAAUGCCUCGGAGCGAGGAACCGUAGGCCGUGGCUCCUGUCAGGGGCGGUAAUCCCAAGCUGAGGUCCCUGGAUCAUGUUUUAGGGCUGCCAGGCUUCAGUUCUCCCCAAGCCCCCGAGUGUGCAGAGCGGAUCCGGCCCCUGGGCCCGGUGUUUCCCUGCGGGGGGCUGAGGAGAAGUCCCAGGCAGGGGCAGUUCCUGCUUUGCAAUCGCGGUGGGUGCUAGACAGGGCACUUCUGCCCUGGGACCUGCCUGCCAGGACGGCGGCCGCAGCGCCCGGCCCCGGGGCACAGGGCCCGUUUCUCCCGCCGCCUGCUCGCCCGGGGCAGGACGGGGCGGGCUCGGAGCCAGCCGGCUUUACUGCGGGGGCCGGGAUGCAUCUGCCUGGGGCUGUGCAGACGGGGUACUGUCGCUCCACCGCCAGCUGAAUUUCUACCCUCGAGUAAAAAAUGUAUCUCACGUGAGUCUGGGGCAGGCGGUAGCUGCCAGCAAGUAUACUGUCUUUCCUGUCUUCAGCAUAACCGCUCAGCUGCGGCAGAGAUCUUCGCCCUGAUUAAAAUGUCUGCUGUG